UUCCGGUCACACGGAUCCUUGGAGGGUUUUGCUGUGCGCCAUCUCCUGGGCUCCGCGCCUGAUUGCGCUAGUGCCCGGAGUUGGUGGAGGCGCGGGUUUGGCUGAGCCCUCGGACACCCAUGGCUCCCCUCACGCAGCGGCUGCUCUUUCAACGCGGGCGACCCAAGACCAACAGCCUGGGAAAGAUCCGGAGUCUGGAUCUCUCGGGGCUAGAGCUGCGGUCAGAGCACUUGGACCCCAAUCUCCUGGGGCGUCUGAAGCAGCUGAAGGAACUUGACCUCUCUGACAACCUGCUGGAGACGCUGCCUGCCAACCUGGGCCUGUCCCAUCUGCUCAUCCUUCGCUGCGCCAACAACCAGCUGUGCGAUGUCACUGCUUUGCGCCAAUUUCCCAACCUGGAGGAGCUCAGCCUGGAAGGGAACCCCUUCCUGACGGUCAAUGACAACCUGAAAGUCUCCUUUCUCCUGCCCAAGCUACGUAGGGUCAAUGGCAAGGACACGGCCUCCGCCUGCUCACAGGUGGGGAACCUCGAUCGGGAGCUGACCAACAGGGUCACAGCUCACUGGGAGAAGUUCAUGGCCACCAAGAGCCCUGAAGAGAAAGCUGACAAAUUCCGGGCUGACUUUGUGACGUCUGCGGUCAGGAAUGUGCGUUAUGGCCCUGAGUCUCUCAUCGAGUUCACCCAGUGGCGGGUGCGGAUGAUCGCCGAGAAACUGGUGGCCUCAGGUGGGGCCCAGGCCCAGGAAGCUGACAUACCAAAGGGGCCUCCCCAGACUGCAUCUGACUCCAAGCUCAGGCCCAGAAUGGCGGCCUCAAAACGGCCUGAGAAUGUCCCACCCGAUCUCCCUUCCAUCAAGCGGCUGUGUCCCUUCCCAGCAGCCCAGAAAGAGGACAGGCCUAUGGACUCCAAUGGAGGACAGGCUGCCCUACACUUGGAGCCCCUGCACUUCCUGCAGUGUCAUAGCAGAAACAACAGCCCUAAGGACCUGGAGACCCAGCUGUGGGCCUGUGCCUUUGAGCCUGCCAGGGAGGAGGGACACGCGGGGGCCACGUCACAGACUGUGGCCACAUGUGGUGGAGAGGCUGUUUGCGUGAUAGACUGCCAGACAGGCAUCGUUCUCCAUAAAUACAAGGUACCAGGCGAGGAGUUCUUCUCAGUGGCCUGGACAACCCUGACGGUGGUCACCCAGGCCGGCCACAAGAAGCGCUGGAACAUGCUGGCGGCUGCGGGCCUGCGGGGCAUGGUCCGGCUGCUCCAUGUGCGUGCAGGGUUCUGCUGCAGUGCCAUCCGAGCCCAUAAGAAGGCCAUCGCCACCCUCUGCUUCAGUCCCAUCCACGAGACCCACCUCUUGACUGCCUCUUACGACAAACGGAUCAUCCUCUGGGACAUUGGGGUGCCCAACCAUGAAUACCAGUUCCAGGCUAGCCAGCUACUCAUACUCAGCUGCAGCUCCGUCCCCCUGCGCCUCUGUCCUGUCGCCUCCUGCCCUGAUGACUUCCUGCUAGCUGGCUGUGAGGGAGGCUGCUGCUGCUGGGAUGUGCGGCUAGACCAGCCCCAGAAGCAAAGGGUGUGUGAAGUGGAAUUAAUCUUCUCUGAGGAUUCCGAGACAUCAGGACAGAGAGUGGACGGGCUGGCAUUUGUGAGUGACGACGUUGUGGCCUCCAAAGGGAGUGGACAAGGCAUUAUCUACCUGUGGAGCUGGAGCCAGACGUGGGCAGGCCGGGACAGCCGGUCAGUGUUGCCCGUGGUCAUCCUGGCCCGGCUGCAGUGGUCACCCACCAACCUGGCUUACUUCUCACUCAGCACCUGUCCUGACAAAAACCUCGUGCUGUGUGGGGAUGAAGAAGGCAGCGUGUGGAUCUAUGAUGUUGAGCACCUACUAAAGCGGCCACCUGCACUGGCAAAGGCUCCGCAGGCCCCGACACAGAUCCUGAAGUGGCCUCAGCCAGUAGCACAGGGCCAACCAGUGACCAAGACCAUGGUGAACACAGUUGUGGCCAAUGCAGCUUUCACCUACCUGUCUGCUCUGACGGACUCCAACAUCGUGUCCAUCUGGAGGAGUUGCUAGUGUGCACAGGCAGGGUACCGAGGACUCGGCUCAGUAGCUUGGGGCUAGUGGUAGAGAUCUGUACCAGCGAGUGUUUUUAUUAAAUUCUCUCUUGUGGACUAA
Mesocricetus auratus (golden hamster) is the source of this 2171-nucleotide messenger RNA. RefSeq names its product leucine rich repeats and WD repeat domain containing 1 (gene Lrwd1). Lineage: Eukaryota; Metazoa; Chordata; Mammalia; Rodentia; Cricetidae. Gene Ontology annotation, biological process: chromatin organization; establishment of protein localization to chromatin. The transcript is spliced from 15 exons. Gene Ontology annotation, cellular component: nuclear origin of replication recognition complex. Bases 120 to 2069 code for a protein of 649 amino acids. Gene Ontology annotation, molecular function: chromatin binding; protein binding. The record is from RefSeq and is a predicted model, not a curated record.